Messenger RNA from Menidia menidia (Atlantic silverside), 507 nucleotides. NCBI's taxonomy places the organism in Eukaryota, Metazoa, Chordata, Actinopteri, Atheriniformes, Atherinopsidae. The record is from the annotation of a GenBank genome assembly.
AUGUCUGAGGAAAAUCUGGGGGAAGAGUCAGGCAGCUCCCCUGUCUCUCCUGCGGACAGCCUGAGCAACAGCGAGGGGGAGCUGGACAGGCAGCCGAAGAGAUGUGGGAGGAAGAGGAGACCGAGCAGGAAAAACGGGGAGGACUCAGAUAGCCCGACCCCUGGGAAAAGGGGGAAGAAGUCCACCAGCAGCAGCCCCCAGUCUUUCGAGGAGCUUCAGUCGCAGCGGGUCAUGGCCAACGUCCGGGAGCGCCAGAGGACCCAGUCCCUCAACGAGGCGUUCGCCGCUCUGCGGAAAAUUAUCCCCACUUUGCCCUCGGACAAACUCAGCAAAAUACAGACCCUAAAACUCGCAGCCAGAUACAUCGACUUCCUCUGCCAGGUCCUGCAGAGCGACGAGCUGGACUCCAAGAUGUCAAGCUGUAGUUAUGUGGCUCACGAGAGGCUGAGCUACGCCUUCUCCGUGUGGAGGAUGGAGGGCGCUUGGUCCAUGUCAACAUCUCACUAA